Molecule: messenger RNA, 2199 nt
Organism: Exophiala dermatitidis NIH/UT8656
Lineage: Eukaryota; Fungi; Ascomycota; Eurotiomycetes; Chaetothyriales; Herpotrichiellaceae
Exons: 1
Coding region: 526-1944 (472 amino acids)
Biological process (GO): ubiquitin-dependent protein catabolic process
Cellular component (GO): cytosol
Molecular function (GO): polyubiquitin modification-dependent protein binding
Source: RefSeq, a predicted model, not a curated record
ACCUUCGCGGUGCCCCUCAGUUGCGGGAGGCUGGAAGUGCACGCAUCUGGCCCCCGGCGUUCUGAAGGCGCCCCUAAACCCGCCUUAUUGAGCCUUCUGCGCCCUCAAUAAUAAUCCGAGCAGGCGCCUGCCGAUGACAUCUGCGAUAAUUGCUUCAUUUGUUUGUCAGACGCCGAGGUCAGGAAACCGGCGGUUGUACAGCACAACCCAACUGCAGUCGGUUCUUUAUCACGCCUACUUCUUCCACUGCACAGUAAUACAUCCGCUUGUCUACGAUCACUUUCAUCUACCACCUCCCUCGGACCCCAGGGCCAUUGAUCACCUACCUAGUAUCGCUUCCUCCGCCUUCUUCUACCUUCUACUCGCGCAAGUGUGUUAGUGUCGAUCAGCAGGCCAACCUCGAACCUCAAUCCCGUCUUCGUCGGAGCACCGCCACAACCUACCAUCGACCCUGUCUUUUGUCCUCUCCCUAAUUUAUCGCAAUUUGGAAAAUCCCAAAAACUACUUCUGAACGACACCGCUAAGAUGGCUGAUGCUUCAGGCACAGAAGAUGCCACCGUUACCUUCCAUGUCAAAUCGUCCGGCGGGCAGAAGUACACACUAACUUUGCCUCUUUCGACAACUGCAAUAGACUUGAAGAACAAGCUUGCAUCCGAAGAAUACGCAAAUGUUCCUGCAUCAGCCCAACGGUUGAUUUACAGCGGCAAAGUCCUGAAAGAUAACGACACGCUUGCUCAGCACAAUGUGAAAGAAGGCAACACCAUGCACCUUGUCAAGAGUGCCGCAAGUAAUCAAAGACAGAACCCUGCAGCGCAAUCUUCUACCUCUACCUCCUCCCCUGCCGCCGCACCGCAAGCAGCUGGUGUCCCUCAAAAUCUGGCCGCGGGCACUGGAAAUGAUCCUUUGGCCGGUCUGACUGGUGCUCGAUAUGCCGGCUUCGCCCAACUCCCAAGUGCCAGCAUGUUUCAGACACCCCAGAGUCCGGACGAUUUCGUUCGUCAAUUAGAGGACCCCAACUUCCAGCAGAUGAUGCGAGAGGCCAUGAACAACCCUCAAGUCGUGGAUAUGAUGAUAAACCAGAGCCCUCAUCUCAGAGCAAUGGGCCCGCAAGCUAGACAAAUACUGCAAUCCGACUAUUUCCGGCGUGUCAUGACCGACCCUCAGGCAAUGAGAUCGAUCAUGCAGAUGCAACAAGCCAUGGGAAUGGGACCUUUCGGCGCUGGCGGACAGGAGGCUUUCCCAGCACCAGGCGUCAUCAACACCACCGAAACACCAGGCGCUGGAGGCGACUCGAACGCUCAAACAGGGCAGCAACAGCAGCAACAACAGCACCAAGCUCCGAUAAACCCGUUUGCUGCUUUCGGCGGUGGAGGUGGUUUGGGUGCGAACCCCUUUGCGAGUUUAUUCAUGCCGCCGUUUCCCAACCCCAGCCAGCCCACGACUACAACAAACGCGCAGAACAACAGUUCUUCGCAGGGUGAUAACGCAACGCCUAGUGCACAGAAUCAACAGCAGGAGCAGCAGCAGCCGCUGAAUCCUUUUGCAGCCUUGUUCAACCCUGCCAUGUUCGGACAGCCUCAACAAGGUUCUAAUAUUGACCCGGCCUCUGUCCCUCCGUUAAACCCCUUUGCACCUCAAAACAACCCAUUUCUCCAGAACCCGGAAGCCAUGGCUCGGUUCAUGCAAGCUAUGGGGGCCAUGGGAGGUAUGGGCGGUGGAGCCGCAGGUACUGAACCGGCAAAUUAUGGAGGUUUGUUCGAUCUGCUCGGUGGUGGACGUGCAGCUUCACCCCCGGACAACCGACCGCCAGAGGAACGGUACGCAACCCAGUUACAGCAACUGAAUGAGAUGGGCUUUUAUGAUUUUGAUCGCAAUGUUCAAGCACUGCGGAGAACUGGAGGAAGUGUGAAUGGCGCGAUAGAGUAUCUUCUGAACAAUCCGUGAGUGAUGGUUACGGGGAGCAUGUCAGGUUCGGUUGGCACUGAGAUGGUCUAUUGAGGGACUGUCCAGGAUGCAUUUUCCUCCAAGUUUCACGGAGUUGGUGUGGUUAUCAGCAGUUUAUGAGUUCCCCAGGCACACAAUGUACGAUUCAACAUUUUCCAUUACCUUGACCAGUGUGGAUGCAACUUGCCGCGAAGAAUGAGAGGCAUUGGAAGCCAGUAGUAGUAUGCAGCCUUCUCAGUAAAGCUCCUUCGUGAC